AAUUAUGGUAAAAAUGAAGAAGUGACGGUUUGGUAUUCAUCAUCGGAUUUACCACGCUUACCAUGAAAAUUUAAUUGUCCAUUAAUAAAAGAGUUAACAUCAGCGUACGGCUACCGCCUUUGGUGUUUUGCCGGACAGGUUAUGACUUAUGUGACUUUUCUCACGGAUGCUCAUCUAUCAGAUUGAAAUUAAUCGUUAUUGUGGCACAUCAUCAAAGAUGAAUGAAAUCCCGGAAUAUAAUUUUAUAAUUUCUGUUGGAAGAUGGUUGAAGUAUUCCAGUUAAAACCUCACCCAAAUACUUCACAUUUCACCCUGUUAAAUUUUGGAUUACGGAUAACCUUUGCCAGGCUUAAAUUUGAACAGGCCCCCCGGAAAAGUAACAACAUUGCAUAUAUAUAAUCACGGAUUAGCAAGAACCGAAAAAAAACUACCCCAAUUACUGCAAGAUGAUGAUGCUGUGGUGGUUGUUCUUCCUUUGUGUAUUUCGAUUUUCGGACGCAACCUAUCGGUAUUAUAACGAACACCUCGCGUACGCUACGGGUGAUACGAUCCUUUCUUUGUGGCAUAACCAUGGAGGUCCACGGGUGCCCCAUCGAAAGUGGAAUAUGGAAUGUCUUGACGGAGAGGCAAUGACUGGUGUGCAGGACUUCACCGACGAUUUUGAGCGACUGACCGCAGCAUGGUGCAAAUUCAUGUUUCCCUACAAACCACCGUCUCACGGAGUGUAUCCAUACUAUCCCAACUGCGUUGUACGAAAUUUCACCAACGAAUACUUUUGCUUCCAUACCAAUGAUGCAUCGAGGUCAAUCAACACAUUUGUGACAGCACUCUGGGAUAAUGAAUUCAAUUUCUAUGUUCAUCGUCCAGGUGGAUUUGGUUUAACAACCGGGGACGAUUUGCAGCCAUACAAGUGCUGUAAAACUCCGAAAGGCUACUAUAUCGACUAUUUAUCGUGCCACUAUAUUGACAGCCAUGAUCCAUACCGGGAAUUCUACGAUAGUCUGUCGAAUUUCAUCAUGCUAUGCCCAACUGGAUACGUCAUGACCGGAAUAUCGAAAAAACUAACGCCAUUCGAACAAGAAUAUCAUGUGGAAUGGAUACAAUGUUGCCGGGUAGGUUAUGGUGCCGCAGUAGCCCUUCCGCCGCCGGUGUACUCUGUUAACGGGAAGAAGGCUUUUUACGCCAACAGCUAUGCUGAAGCCCCACGGGUUCCAGAGGGCUACAUAUUUCAGUAUAAAACGGGAAGAAGCUACACUGAAUUAGAAUCUAUCGGCAACUAUUCGACUAACCCGCGCGAGUCGGCUAAGGAUAAUGAGUGGCAUAGCUUUCGCUAUACCGAUAAGCCAAUUCCAAAGGAUUCGUUCAAUCAAAAAUAUGUAAUGUAGAUAGCAACGUUAAGGACUGCAUGCGGCAACAAAUGAUAAUUUGGGAAGUUCGUAUUACUGACGUGAAAUUCUUGUCUUUUUUGUUAUUAUUUUUGGAUAACAGUGGUCUGAUUUGGCACUACUGUUACUGCACAAACUUUGUUAAUUUGACGGUAAUCCUGCGCGUUUUUGCAGUUAAAUGCUUUGUUGCACUUGAACAUGAGAGAAGUGCUGUGUGACCGUGUAUCUGUAUGAAAUAAAUGCUUACGUGCGUUAGGUACA
Molecule: messenger RNA, 1646 nt
Organism: Paramacrobiotus metropolitanus
Lineage: Eukaryota; Metazoa; Tardigrada; Eutardigrada; Parachela; Macrobiotidae
Exons: 12
Coding region: 447-1385 (312 amino acids)
Source: RefSeq, a predicted model, not a curated record